AUGGGGUUGAUGAGAAGAAUACCGCCGAAGCAAUCGGAGACAGCUCUCUCUGCACUUCUCAGCCUCUUGCCUCAGCAUUCCUCAGAUCUCCUAUCUCAAGUUGACCAGCCUCUUCAGGUUUUAUGUGAUGCUGAAUGUGGGAAGGAAUUCAUUUUAUGUGAAUACAACAGAGAUGCAGACUCUUACAGGUCACCUUGGUCAAGUACAUACCAUCCCCCACUAGAAGAUGGAUCUCAUCCAUCUCCAGAGCUGAGGAAGCUUGAGAUUGAAGCAAACGACAUCUUUGCUAUAUAUCGUGACCAGUAUUAUGAAGGAGGCAUUUCAUCGGUGUAUAUGUGGGAAGCUGAAAAUGAAGGGUUUGUAGCUUGCUUUUUAAUUAAAAAAGAUGGCUCAAAGUCUGGACAUGGUAGGAGAGGCUAUCUCCAAGAAGGAGCUUGGGAUGCCAUACAUGUUAUUGAGGUUGGACAAGAAGAAGAAAUAGCGCAUUACUCUUUGACAAGUACUGUGAUGCUGUCAUUGACAACAAAUGAUGAGUCAUCAGGCACCUUCAAUCUGUCUGGAUCCAUUAGAAGACAGAUGAAUAUGGACCUUCCAGUCUCAGAGGGUCAUUUAUGCAAUAUGGGAAGGAUGAUAGAAGAAAUGGAAAGUAAGCUGAGGAACUCCUUGGACCAGGUCUAUUUUGGGAAAACAAAAGAGAUGGUUUGUACUUUACGACCUCUUGAUGAACUGGUCCAAAUGAAGCUGCCCGACAGCUGA
This is a messenger RNA of Fraxinus pennsylvanica, 756 nucleotides long. The record is from the annotation of a GenBank genome assembly. Lineage: Eukaryota; Viridiplantae; Streptophyta; Magnoliopsida; Lamiales; Oleaceae.